AUGCCGCAUGGAAAUCCCUUCCCUGACCGCGGAUUUGCAGAGAGGACCGGCGAGAACCCGAUAGGUCACGCAUCUUGUACAGAUUCCACACCGCCUGUCUUCUUUGAUGGGGUACUCUGCGCUCGCCGCUGUCUCCGAAAGCAUUCCGAGCUCAACGACGUUGCUCCUUCCAACCACGAGUUCAGCACUGGUGCUCCUUUCCCACGCGUGCUCGUCAACAACGCUGCAUCCGAGUACGAGCCAAACGAUGAAGCUGCAUCCGAGUGCAAGUUUAGCACUGGUGCUCCUUCCCAGCACGAGUACGAUUUCAUCAAUUCGGAGACGCAUGAGCCCGUCAUUAUUUACACUGAUUCGGACUUGCCACCGACACCAUCAUCCCAACCGACGAUACCGAGUCGGCCUGCACGCGUAAGCACAGCAUCAAAGUGUCAUGCUGAACGUUCGUGA
This is a messenger RNA of Moesziomyces aphidis, 447 nucleotides long. Lineage: Eukaryota; Fungi; Basidiomycota; Ustilaginomycetes; Ustilaginales; Ustilaginaceae. The record is from the annotation of a GenBank genome assembly.